CCGUGGUGAGCAUGGGGGCGCUGGAUGCGGAUUCAGCCAAGGCGCUCACAGACAUGGGCAUCCGAGGAGUCACCUGGGACGACUUUUUAAAGGAGGGCGAGGAGAAGCCAGUGGAGCCAUGCCCGUCCAAGCCAGAGGACAUCUGCACCAUCAUGUACACCUCAGGUGGGUUCAGGUGGUUUGUCAUGUACACCUCAGGCACCACGGGCGAGCCCAAGGGAGUGCUUAUAACGAAUCAUGCCCUUGCCACUGCUGUAGCGGGCACCAAGCGGUUCUGCGAGCUCACCGAAGCGGAUAUCUACAUUUCCUACCUGCCCCUGGCACACAUCUUUGACCGCCUCACCGAAGCGGAUAUCUACAUUUCCUACCUGCCCCUGGCACACAUCUUUGACCGCGUGGCCGAGGAGCUCAUGACCCAUGUCUAUGGCACACAUAUCGUGGCAGAGGAGCUCAUGGCGCUCAAGCCAGCCCCGCCGCACACACUCGCCCUCUUCCUUUUCGCUUCCCUUCUCUCCUCCCCUCCACUGCACUUGUAUGCCCGCCACUCCCCUUAUCCCACCAGGACGCCCUUAAGCCCAACUCUCCUCACACACCCUGCACUCCCUCCCCUGUCCUUUCCCCUUCGCUCCCCCCGCACUUCCACACCCUUCUUUCCAACCCCAUCAGGACGUGAGGAACCUCACAACGACUUGGAGGCCCUCAAGCCCACCUUCUUCUGCGGAGUGCCGCGCAUCUUUGACCGCAUCCACUCGGCCGUCAUCUCUAAGAUUGAGUCCACGGGCGGGCUCACCAAGAUGCUGUUCGACUAUGCCUACAGCAGCAAGCAAGCCAGGCUAACUCAUUUGCCCCCUCUAUUCCCUCUGCCCACUCUAUUUCCCCUCACCAUCCCAGCCGUCAUCUCUAAGAUUGAGUCCACGGGCGGGCUCACCAAGAUGCUGUUCGACUAUGCCUACAGCAGCAAGCAAGCGCGGCUGGCAGCAGGGGUGGGUGGGUGGGUGGGUGGGUGGGUGGCAGCAGGAGUGAAGAUCCGAGAUGCCACUCCCAUUUUUGACUUCCUCGUCUUCAGCAAGAUCAAGGCGCGGCUGGGCGGCAACGUGCGGAUUAUCUGCUCCGGUGCCGCCCCUCUCGCCCCUCACGUGGAGGAGUUUUUGAAGAUCGCCAUGUGCUGCCCCGUGGUGCAGGGGUAUGGUGAGUUUGAGAGCGGUACAGUGCGAUUGAGGGGUACGGUGAGUCCGCCACAUGGUGCAGGGGUAUGGCCUCACGGAGACCAACACGAGCGGCUUCAUCUCGUACGCGGAUCGCAUCGAGCAGGCCACCACUGUUGGGCCGCCCAUGCGCAGCCAUCUCACUCCUAUGCCCCUCACAACCCUUUCCUCUGCCGCCGCUUCUCUUUAACACCCCCAGGUCUAACCGAGACCAACACGAGCGGCUUCAUCUCGUAUGCGGAUCGCAUAGAGCAGGCCGGCACGGUGGGCCCGCCCAUGCCCACGCUCGAAACCCGCCUCGAAUCCAUCCCGGAAAUGAACUACGAUGCUAUCGGCAGCACCAAGCAGGAAGGCGAAUCAGGAGAGGCGCAGGUGCACCCCCCCCGUGGGGAGGUGUGCAUUCGCGGGCCGAUUCUCUUCUCGGGGUAUUACAAGCGGGAGGAUCUGACGAAAGAGGCGGUGGAUGCGGAGGGGUGGUUCCACACGGGUGAUAUUGGCGAGUGGCAGGCGGAUGGAUCAAUGAAAAUCAUUGAUCGGAAGAAGAACAUCUUUAAACUCGCGCAGGGCGAGUAUGUGGCUGUGGAGAACCUCGAGAACGUGUUUGGCAACUGCACGGCUUUGGAUAUGUCCUCCAAGCUGGCUCAAGGGGAGUAUGUGGCUGUGGAGAAGCUCGAGAACAUGUUUGGCAACUGCACGGCUCUUGACAUGUCCUCCAAGCUGGCUCAAGGGGAGUAUGUGGCUGUGGAGAAGCUCGAGAACAUGUUUGGCAACUGCACGGCUCUUGACAUGUCCUCCAAGCUGGCUCAAGGGGAGUAUGUGGCUGUGGAGAAGCUCGAGAACAUGUUUGGCAACUGCACGGCUCUUGACAUGUCCUCCAAGCUGGCUCAAGGGGAGUAUGUGGCUGUGGAGAAGCUCGAGAACAUGUUUGGCAACUGCACGGCUCUUGACAUGUCCUCCAAGCUGGCUCAAGGGGAGUAUGUGGCUGUGGAGAAGCUCGAGAACAUGUUUGGCAACUGCACGGCUCUUGACAUGGUGUGGGUGUAUGGCAACAGCUUUGAAGCAGUGCUGGUGGCGGUGGUGGUGCCAAACAAGCCAACGCUGUUGGAGUGGGCCAAGGGGGCGGGUGUGGAGGGGGAUUAUGCUGCCGUGUGCGCCACUGAGGAGGCAAAGAAAUUUAUUCUCGGGCAGCUGACCGACACGGGCAAGAAGGGCAAGCUGAAGGGAUUCGAGAUGGUGAAGGCGGUGCAUCUGGACUCCCAGCCGUUUGACAUGGAGAGGGAUCUGCUCACACCCACGUUCAAGAAGAAGCGGGCCGCAGCUGCUUAA
This is a messenger RNA of Closterium sp. Naga37s-1, 2531 nucleotides long. NCBI's taxonomy places the organism in Eukaryota, Viridiplantae, Streptophyta, Zygnematophyceae, Desmidiales, Closteriaceae. The record is from the annotation of a GenBank genome assembly.